Molecule: messenger RNA, 672 nt
Organism: Beta vulgaris subsp. vulgaris (sugar beet)
Lineage: Eukaryota; Viridiplantae; Streptophyta; Magnoliopsida; Caryophyllales; Amaranthaceae
Product: ankyrin repeat-containing protein BDA1
Exons: 1
Coding region: 1-672 (223 amino acids)
Molecular function (GO): protein binding
Source: RefSeq, a predicted model, not a curated record
AUGGAUAGGAGAUUAGUAGAUGUAUCUCAAGCUGGUAACAUAGAUGCAUUUUAUGCAUUACUUGAGGAUGAACCUGAUAUUCUUAACUUCAUAGAUGAAGUCCCAUUUACUAGAACUCCUUUGCACAUAGCUAUAUUAGCUCAAAAAUUCCACUUUGCUAAGGAAAUUGCAAAUAUAAGGCCAUCCUUUAUUACCAAACUAGAUCGUUUUGGCUACAAUCCAAUCCAUUUAGCAGCUGAAUAUGGUCAAGUGGAGAUGGUAAGAAGCUUACUAGAAAUUUCGGGUGCGGCGAAAGAGGCUAUCAAGGGUAAAGAGAACAAGACUCCCCUGCAUUUUGCUGUUAUGUCAGGGAAGAUUGAAGUUGUCAACUUUCUUUUGCAACGUUACCCAAGUUGCAUCAUGGACUUGACUGUAAAAAAUGAAACUGUUUUUCACCUUGCGGUGAAGCAUAAGCAAUUGGGUGUGUUGUUGGUGUUGCUUGAACAACUCAAAUUGGCUUGCCAAUGUCAAGGGAAAAUAGCCUUGAAAGAUGCAACUUGUUCUUGUAUUGAUGAGUGUAUGGUGAGUAUUAAUGCUGUGAUUGUUAAGGAUUUGCUGAAUUGUGAGGAUGAGGAAGGAAACACUGUAUUGCAUCUGGCAACCAUGAUGAAACAACAACAGGUAUACAUAUAG